Messenger RNA from Salvia miltiorrhiza (redroot sage), 1737 nucleotides. RefSeq names its product triose phosphate/phosphate translocator, chloroplastic. NCBI's taxonomy places the organism in Eukaryota, Viridiplantae, Streptophyta, Magnoliopsida, Lamiales, Lamiaceae. The record is from RefSeq and is a predicted model, not a curated record. Gene Ontology annotation, molecular function: antiporter activity. Gene Ontology annotation, biological process: transmembrane transport. Gene Ontology annotation, cellular component: Golgi apparatus; membrane.
CCGAAGCACCACAUCCAUCGGAUUGAACCUCCAAAUUAUACGAACCGUCUAUUACUUCAGGCGAUUGCAGCCACUCAUACCUCCCCGCCACUCCCCCUGUGCACAUUAACCUUCCCGGCGCACGUUAAUUCCUUCUUAGCUAGGCGAAAAACACUAUCACUCUCCCCUCUCUCUUUCCCUCUCUUUCUCUCUGCAGUCAAAAUGGAGUCUCGCGUGCUCAGCGGCGCCACCAUUCGCGGCCUAGCUCUUCCCCUCAAGCCAUCAGCUAGGCUCACCGGAAACUGCACUUUCCCCGCCCCGAAGCUCACAGGAAGAGUGAGCGACGGCGGGAACUUGAUAUGGGGAAGGCAGCUCCGACCGGCAAUAUUGCUCGAAGCUUCACCGGCCAGCGUGGCUUCUCCGGUGAUGAAGAGGGAGAGCAUUCAGCCGUGCUUAGCCACGGCGGAGGGCAGCGAUUCCGCCGGGGGAGCUAAGGUCGGGCUAUUAGAGAAAUAUCCGGCGCUCGUCACCGGAUUUUUCUUCUUCAUGUGGUACUUCCUGAACGUGAUAUUCAACAUUCUCAACAAGAAGAUCUACAAUUACUUCCCCUAUCCGUAUUUUGUAUCAGUUAUACAUUUAUUUGUUGGUGUUGUCUACUGUCUCGUAUCCUGGACUGUUGGCCUCCCUAAGCGCGCUCCAAUUGACGGGAACCUCCUGAAGUUGCUCAUCCCUGUUGCUGUGUGCCAUGCGCUAGGCCAUGUAACCAGUAACGUCUCUUUUGCUGCCGUUGCAGUAUCGUUUACUCACACUGUUAAAGCCCUGGAGCCUUUCUUCAAUGCUGCGGCAUCACAGUUCAUUCUUGGGCAACAGAUACCUUUGACGUUAUGGCUGUCUUUGGCACCAGUUGUUCUUGGUGUGUCGAUGGCAUCACUGACCGAAAUGUCCUUCAACUGGUUGGGCUUCAUUACUGCAAUGAUUUCCAACAUCUCCUUCACUUACAGGAGCAUAUACUCAAAGAAAGCUAUGACUGAUAUGGAUAGCACGAACUUGUAUGCCUACAUUUCAAUCAUUGCCCUUAUCGUGUGCCUCCCUCCUGCGAUUAUUAUCGAGGGACCUCAAUUGUUGAAGUCUGGUUUCAGUGAUGCGAUUGCAAAAGUGGGUAUGACAAAGUUCAUCACCGAUCUUUUCUGGGUUGGAAUGUUUUAUCACCUCUACAAUCAGCUGGCAACCAACACCCUUGAGAGAGUGGCACCUCUAACACAUGCAGUUGGGAAUGUGUUGAAACGUGUUUUCGUGAUUGGCUUCUCAAUCUUGGUCUUUGGUAACAAGAUUUCACUACAAACUGGUAUUGGCACUUCCAUUGCCAUUGCUGGAGUUGCUAUGUACUCUUUCAUAAAGGCCAAGAUGGAAGAAGAGAAACGACAAGGGAAAGUGGCAUAGACGCUGACCGAUGCAGGGAUGUAGAAGAAAUCUCAGGUGAAGUUGUAAUACUUACUAUAUAUCUCCGACAACAAACUGGCUGCCUGAGAAUUUCUUUUUGGCGUUGUGUAAUUAGUCAAUCAAUUUUCUUUUAUUCUACUUUCAAGUGUCAGUCUGUUUUUUCGGUUAUUGGAGAUGGCUGGAAUAAUAAUAUGACUCGUGGCGCGGUCAACAUUGUGAUCAGAAGCCCUGAGCUUUAUUGAUAUUAGAAUGUUGAGGAUGAAAUUUGUGAAUAGUCUAUUUUCGUGGGAACAGACUAUUGGAAGGGCCCUUUGAACC